Amaranthus tricolor (Joseph's coat) is the source of this 1322-nucleotide messenger RNA. RefSeq names its product NAC domain-containing protein 73. NCBI's taxonomy places the organism in Eukaryota, Viridiplantae, Streptophyta, Magnoliopsida, Caryophyllales, Amaranthaceae. Gene Ontology annotation, molecular function: DNA-binding transcription factor activity; transcription cis-regulatory region binding. Bases 254 to 1048 code for a protein of 264 amino acids. Gene Ontology annotation, cellular component: nucleus. The record is from RefSeq and is a predicted model, not a curated record. Gene Ontology annotation, biological process: regulation of DNA-templated transcription. The transcript has 3 exons.
ACUCUAAGAUCUCUUCAUCUUGUCAUUUUAUUAAAAUGUACUCCAUUCUUCUCUCUUACUUAGAGCAAGUGAAGAAGACUACUCGUAUUAAAAAGGGUUAGAAUUCAAUACCUUCCUUCCAUUAAUACACUUUUAAAGUUAGCUUCUUUUUCCAAAACCUUCCUUUUUUCUUUAAAUAUGAGAACAAGCUAGCUAGCUUGAGGAAGUUAAUUAUAGUUGAUUGAGUGAACCAUUAUAUUGAAUUGUUAGUAUAAUGACUUGGUGUAAUGAAAGUAAAUCUUCAACCUCCAAGCUUAAUGACAACAACAAUGGAGCAAAACCUAAAUCUUGCCCUUCAUGUGGUUACCAAAUCAAAUCCCAACAACAGGCAAAGAUAAAUGAUCUACCCGGUUUACCAGCGGGUGUAAGAUUUGAUCCAACAGAUCAAGAACUGAUUCAGCAUUUGGAAGAAAAGGCUGGGCCGGAUGAUGGAUUUCAUCCUCUCAUUGAUGAAUUCAUCCCUACACUUGAAGGUGAAAAUGGAAUUUGCUACACCCACCCUGAAAAACUACCUGGAGUGAAAAAAGAUGGACAAGUCCGCCAUUUCUUCCAUCGGCCUUCAAAAGCGUACACAACCGGGACACGAAAACGGAGGAAGGUCCACACAGAUGAGGAUGGCAGUGAAACCCGGUGGCACAAAACAGGCAAGACUCGGCCUGUUAUCAUCAACGGUAGAGUCAGAGGUCACAAGAAGAUUUUGGUCCUCUACACAAAUUACGGCAAGCAAAAGAAACCCCAAAAGACCAACUGGGUUAUGCAUCAAUAUCACUUGGGUGUUGACGAGGAAGAAAAAGACGGGGAGUUGGUAGUUUCUAAAGUCUUUUACCAAACACAACCUAGACAAUGCGGAUCGAUUUUGAAGGUAAAUGGUCGGGUUACAAACCAAAGUCAGAGAAAUGAAAUGGGUGAAUAUUAUAGCAAUUCCUCCAUCAUUUCUUUUGAACAGAUAGGCAACAGCAAUACAAAAGGAAGUGCUUCAACAACUCUGUUCCCAUUUUGCUGUCCUUGAGAGCUUAAUCUUCUGUACCUAUAACAAAUAAAGUAAGCACAGAGAGCACCAGUUGGAGCCCUUCAACAGAUGAAUAUAUGAUCAAAAACUAACACUAUUUUUUCCCAAACUAUAUGCAUUACUGGGACUUAUGUUUUGUAUGCAAGUGUAAAUAGUUGCAUUAAUAAGGUUAAUAUUACCAGCACAUUUGUUUAGAAGAGCAUCAAACUAAAUGCAAUAAAGAUGUAAAACUAACUAUAUUUAAGUAAUAAUUACCUAUUUUCAGUUUUCUCAA